GUUAACACUGAGGAGAGAGACUCCACACGCAGACAGCAGCACGGCAGCGCCCGGGAUAACAUGAUUAGCGCUCUAUUAGGUCCGCUACUGAGCACAACUAGAUGCAGCACAGGGACCAUUGUGUGGGGAGAGAGAGGAGACACAGAGGGAAGACCUCAUCCGCUGCAUGGAUCUUCUUUGCUUCCUAUUAACCUGCUUUAAGAAGUUGCCCACUGACAGUUGUUUUAAUGCCCGUGCGUCUCCGUCACUGGAGAGGUUGUCUCACCGCUCUUUACCACAGAUGAACUGACAUAAAUGUUAAGAGUUUAUCCUUGAGGAACCUGUACAUGAUGAAAGAGAAAAGUCCGGGAGAGCCUCAGAGGAGUGAUUCACUUGCUUCCUUUCUCAGCCCUGCUGUGAGCUACUAGCUCUGUCCUUCCUGGUGAUGAUAUUUGUUAACCUCAGGUAAACUCAUAUAGGAAGUGGGCCAUUCCGCUCCAAUGGGGUUUGACAACGAAACCAACCAGACUCUUUCAGACGUGGCCCCUUACAGCCUCCAGAUCUCCCUGCCGCUCACUGUGCUGGUGGGGAUCAUGAUUCUGCUGAUAGUGUUCGGCAACGUGCUGGUUGUCAUAGCUGUGUUUACAAGCCGGGCCCUGAGGGCUCCGCAGAACUUAUUCCUGGUGUCUCUAGCAUCGGCGGACAUUUUGGUGGCUACCCUCGUGAUGCCUUUCUCCUUGGCCAAUGAGCUCAUGGGAUACUGGUACUUUGGGGAGGUAUGGUGUGAGAUAUAUCUGGCGCUUGAUGUUCUUUUCUGUACCGCCUCUAUUGCCCACCUCUGUGCCAUCAGCUUAGACCGCUACUGGUCCAUCACACAGGCCAUCGAGUACAACUUGAAGAGGACGCCACGACGCAUCAAGUGCAUCAUCUUCAUCGUGUGGGUCAUCGCAGCCGUUAUCUCCUUCCCACCUCUAAUCACCAUGGAGAAAGAAAACAGCGAGAAGGGCCGUGUGUGUAAGAUCAAUAAUGAGAAGUGGUACGUCAUCUCCUCCUGCAUUGGGUCCUUCUUCCUUCCCUGCGUCAUCAUGGUCCUGGUCUACGUGCGGAUCUACCAGAUCGCCAAAAAGAGGACACGGGCGCCCCCGGGAGACAGAAAGCGGAAGGAGAUGCCGAAGGCGGCCACCCUCGCUGCUGCAAACCAGAAAGAGAAUGGCGUGGACGCAGGUGAGGCUGAGGACCGCCUGUGCCAUGAGAAGCUAAAUGGCAAUCGGGACAUCGAACUGAGGGAGGGAGUGGGAGGAGAAGGAGGAGCAGAUGAGGACAAGGGGGAGGUGAACGGGUUAGAUCUUGAGGAGUCGUCCUCCUCUGACCACAAGGUGAACAAUCCCUGCUCGAUCAAAAAGAAAGCAUCCAAGGGGAAAACCAAACUGAGCCAAAUCAAACCGGGGGACAAUGACAUCCAAAAGCGGGUGCCGAGCACCAAGGGCAGCCGAUGGAAGGGUCGACAGAACCGAGAGAAACGCUUCACCUUCGUCCUGGCUGUGGUUAUUGGAGUGUUUGUCAUCUGCUGGUUCCCCUUUUUCUUUACAUACAUGCUGAUGACACUGUGCGAGUCGUGCCCGGUGCCCGACACCCUGUUCAAGUUCUUCUUCUGGUUUGGCUAUUGUAACAGUGCACUGAACCCCAUAAUUUACACUAUCUUCAACAACGACUUUAGGAGGUCAUUCAAAAAGAUAUUGUGCAGGAGGGACACUAGAAGAUAUGUUUGAUGGACCCUAUCUUUAUGUACAUAGGUUGUUUGUUUUUUUUACUUUAUUGUACAUAAAUUGUGAAGUACAUUGACCAUUGUGCAUGGGUCACUGGCUUGUGAACGCACUAGGUGUAACUGCUUGGAAAAACAUCCACCAGCCACAGCUUCCUCACCGACCACAAUCACACAGAGAGAACAGAACACCACCGUGAAACCAUGCUUCUAUCGUAAAUGUUAUAUUUAUUUUUUAUAAAAGAAACCAACAUAGUGAAGUCAUGAUAUGUGUUGUACUUUAUGACAGUAUGUUGUACAAAAUGACCUGUCUGAAUAUUUGUCUUUAUUUCCGUUGUUAUGGAUUCAGUGUUGUGCUAUUUUGUAUGAUGUGAUGACGACGAUGGCUAGGAUGAUGAUGAUGAUGAUGACAUGAUGAUGAAGUGUGGGAAAAAUGCUGGCUCUUUAAAAAAUAAAACCCAUUU
Molecule: messenger RNA, 2205 nt
Organism: Morone saxatilis (striped sea-bass)
Lineage: Eukaryota; Metazoa; Chordata; Actinopteri; Moronidae
Gene: adra2a
Product: adrenoceptor alpha 2A
Exons: 2
Coding region: 480-1748 (422 amino acids)
Biological process (GO): adenylate cyclase-activating adrenergic receptor signaling pathway
Cellular component (GO): membrane
Molecular function (GO): adrenergic receptor activity
Source: RefSeq, a predicted model, not a curated record